UACUCUUUUCAGCGAACACUUAGCAUUAUGCACCCACAAUGCUAAAAUCAACAUUCACACCCAUUUUUUGUGCACUAGCGCCCAAACCAAAACCAUCAACCCGCGUAAUCACAAAUACUUUUUCAAACAGCACAUCAACUGUUCGACAAAACUCCUCACUCAAAAACAACCCAACCAUCACCCCUUCUUCAGCUUACAUUCACCUCCCUUUCUGUCGUAAACGCUGCCACUACUGCGACUUCCCCAUCGUCGCUCUCGGCUCCGCUUCAACACAGACACACGACGACCCGCGUGUCAUAAACUACAUUCAAUGGCUCUGCAGAGAAAUCAAUGCAACUAAAAUAGAAGAUGAACUUGAUUCUGCAAAGACGCCGCUUAAGACGGUGUUUUUCGGUGGUGGGACGCCGUCUCUGGUUCCUCCAAGUAUGGUUGGAACGGUUUUAGAGACGCUGAAGAUGAAAUUUGGGGUGAGUGAAAGUGCUGAAAUUUCGAUGGAAAUGGACCCGGGUACGUUUGAUUAUAAGAAGAUGGAAGAGAUGAUGUUGUUGGGAGUUAACAGAGUUUCUUUAGGAGUUCAAGCAUUUCAGGAGAAGCUGUUGAAGAGUUGUGGGAGGGCACAUGGUUUGGAAGAGGUUCAUGAGGCUAUUGAUAUUGUUAAAAAGUGUGGGGUUGAGAAUUGGAGUAUUGAUCUUAUUGCUUCAUUGCCUCAUCAGACUAGUGAAAUGUGGGAGGAAAGUUUAAGGCUCGCCAUUGAGGCACGGCCAACUCAUGUUUCUGUUUAUGAUCUGCAAAUUGAACAAGGCACAAAAUUUGGAAGGCUGUAUUCACCAGGAGAAUUUCCAUUGCCUUCUGAGACACAAUCCGCUGAUUUUUAUACGAUGGCUUCAAGGAUGCUUCGUGAUGCCAAUUAUAGUCAUUACGAAAUCAGCAGCUACUGCAAGAGUGGUUAUGAGUGUAGACACAACUUUACCUAUUGGAAGUACAAGCCUUUCUAUGCCUUUGGCCUCGGCUCUACUAGUUUUAUUGGUGGUUUGAGGUUUUCAAGACCCAGGAAGGUGAAUGAGUACAUGAAAUUUGUGGAAAAUCUGGAAAAUGGAUCAGUAAAUAGCUCAAUUGAUGACAACAUUAAUAGCAAGGACAAAGCAUUGGAUGUUGUGAUGCUGUCCUUGAGAACAGCAAGAGGUCUAGACUUGAAGCAUUUCCAAGAAUCAUUUGGCAGCUCUCUGGUUCUCUCUCUGGUUGAGGUUUAUAAACCUUAUGUUGAGAGUGGGCAUGUGGUUUUCUUGGACGAGCAAAGGAGAGCUGUUAGAAUAGACGACAUCAACAAUUCUCUUUUGGACGAAACUGAUUUAGAAAGGAGAGUGGCCUACAUGAGGCUAAGUGAUCCAAAUGGUUUCCUUUUAUCAAAUGAGUUAAUAGCCCUUGCUUUUGGGGUUAUUGACUCUUGGAAGGAUUAUCCUUCUGCACUCCAAGAAGCUACCUGAAAACACAAUUGUCUAUCUGUUAAUUUAAUACGUUACACAAGUUACAGAUGAUGUUUUAUAUUUUUUUUUUCAACACUCUGCAUUCUGUGAAUUGCAGAAAAGGCUAUCAAAAGUUUAUUUUAUCUUUUCAGUUGAUUAACUUUUGUAGUUCAUCAUAUUUGUUAGCAUUUGUUAAGAGAUUGCAACUGUGUCCCUAACUUAUAAGUCCUCACUGGUGUAGAUUAUUUUUGUUUCUGUUGACUACUGUAGCUAAGACGUGGCAACUUUGUUCUUUAUGUUGUA
Messenger RNA from Medicago truncatula (barrel medic), 1766 nucleotides. Its product is annotated as heme chaperone HemW. The transcript has 2 exons. Gene Ontology annotation, molecular function: coproporphyrinogen oxidase activity; 4 iron, 4 sulfur cluster binding. Gene Ontology annotation, biological process: porphyrin-containing compound biosynthetic process. Bases 39 to 1484 code for a protein of 481 amino acids. The record is from RefSeq and is a predicted model, not a curated record. Gene Ontology annotation, cellular component: cytoplasm. Lineage: Eukaryota; Viridiplantae; Streptophyta; Magnoliopsida; Fabales; Fabaceae.